Messenger RNA from Colletotrichum karsti, 1416 nucleotides. RefSeq lists its product as uncharacterized. The transcript has 3 exons. The record is from RefSeq and is a predicted model, not a curated record. Lineage: Eukaryota; Fungi; Ascomycota; Sordariomycetes; Glomerellales; Glomerellaceae. The coding region runs from base 1 to 1416 and encodes 471 amino acids.
AUGGCUGCCAUGAACGGUUCCGCGGGCAUGUUCGCCAUCACGAGAGGCAAACUUCUCGUGCUUGCCUCACUGGCCAUCACGUGGUGGUUUGCGCAUAUCCUCCCGGGUUAUCAGCCCAUGAUCAAGGCCCAACUCACCUCGCGACUGGACGAAGCAAGACAGAAGAUUCCCAAGAUUAAGGUUGAUUGGAAUCCUUCUGACGACCCGAGGGCCAAGUACAACGCCUCCAAGCUGGCCCUCAUCAUCGAACCGCGACCUCUUCCGCAUCUUGUUCCCCAGCUGUUGCACAUGACGUCUGUCGUGCCUCCCGAUUGGAGAUUCUUGUUCAUCGGCUCCAACAAGAGCGUCGUCAGUGUCUCUCGAAGUUACGGCGUCAAGCAUCACCAGAUCACCGGGAAGUUGGACUUGAUGAUCCUGCCCGAGCCCUGGGAGAUCGAGUCCAAGGAGCAUGUCUACCGCCUCCUGACCGACGUGCGCUUCUACGACGAAUUCCUCCCCGGCGUAGAGUGGAUCCUCAAGUUUGAAUCGGAUAGCAUAUUGUGCUCCAAUUCACCGACGAGUUUGAAUGAGUGGCUGGAUUGGAGUUGGGCGGGCGCACCGAAAACGCCCGACGAUCGUUUCUCGGGCAAUGGCGGUCUCUCUCUUCGACGGGUAUCCUCCAUCAAGAGGGUUUUACAAUUCCAGGAGAGAUAUAAUAACACGGAAGCUGAAGACGAGUGGUACGGGAAGCGGUUGUGGGUGAUGCAAGGAGAGAAGGUUGCGCACGGCAAGAAAGGUGUUCUUGCGGUCGAAGAUGUCUACAUGGAAAAGCCGAUGGGCUAUCAUGUCCGGGAUAGCGGGAAAACGUUACCCGAUAAGGUUUGGAAGAACCCGAAGCAGCGCAAGAAGAUCUUCGACUACUGUCCAGAGGUCAGCCUGAUCAUGGACAUGAAGCUGGAACGUGAACGCUGUGACGGCGACAACAGAGAAGGAGGUAUUGGCCCCACCGACGAAGAGAAAGAGCUGGCAGAACAGGAAGCUAAGAAAAAGGCCGAAGAACAGGCAAAGGCAGCGGAAGAGGCGGCGGCAAAGGCCAAGGAAGAGGAGGAGGAACGCCGUAAAAAGCAAGGUGAGGAGGAGCUCGCAAAACAAGCCGAAGAAGCGCGGAAGAAACUCGAAGAAGAGGAAGCCCGACAGAAGAAAGCCGAGGAAGACGCCAAGACUCAAAACGCUGACACCCCUCCAAUCAAGUUAGACGGCCUUGACGACCACGACCUCGACGAGAUGCUGAAGCUCGACUACGGCCUGGGCGGCGGCAGCCCCGCCCCGGCAUCGACUCCGGACCACAGUGAUGACGACGACGCCAAAGCUAAAGCCAUGGCCGAAGAGGCGAAGGCGAAGGCCGCGGCGAAAGAAACAGCUACGAACCCCAUCUGA